CAGCAGCCCACCACGAUGCGUGUCAAUGCCGCGCUCGCCUUUGCAGCGUGUCUUGCCCCGAUCGCUGCCAUUUUCGAGGACGAUGCAUACCAUAUAGACUUCCAUUAUGCCCUCCUGGGCUACCCGAAACCUGAGGCCACCUUCUUCCAGAAACCUUAUGCUGCCAGCAAAGCGUCCCUUCUGUACACCGUCUCCGAGAAUGGAACCAUCGGCGCAAUCAACCCAAAGGAUGGCGCAUUGGUGUGGCGCUCGGAUCAGGGUAUAAGUGGCAACGGUCACCUCAGGGCCGGCGAAGACCAAGACACUGUCAUCAGCGCAGUGGGCAAUCGCAUAGCUGCAUGGAGCGCUUCGGACGGAAGGAUUGUCUGGGAAACCAGCAUCGAUGGCGCAAUCGCGGAGGACCUGGAGAUCCUAGAACAGGAGGACGGCAUAUCGAACAACGACGCCAAAGAUGCCAUCGUACUUGUCGCCCACGGCAGCAGCGGCGUGAAGCGGCUGGACGGCAAGACCGGCCGUGUUAAGUGGACGUUCGAAGACACGAGCGGCGACACUCCGUUCCAGGUCUCAUCCUCGCCCACGACCAUCUACUACAUCGCCCUACACUCGCCCCUUCUCGGAGGGGGCUCGAAGAUUAGGGUCACCUCAUUAAGCCCGAUAACCGGCAAGAAGCUCGACUCGUACACGCUGAGCUCCGAAGGCGAAGUGUAUACCAAGGAGAAUAUCCUGUUUGCUGGAGCGAACACCGCAGCACCUAUUCUGGCUUGGACGGAUAAGGCGUAUAAAGUCUUGAAGGUCAACAUCAUAGGGACCAAAGGCGUUUCGAGCUUCAAUACGCCAGCAAGCGAGAGCAUUGAAUCGAUUGUACUCCAUGCACCGCGAAAGGUCAACUCUCUGCCACAUUUCCUUGCAGAGUAUCAGACAGCCACCGGACAUUCGGCCGAGGUCUACCACGUUGACUUGAAGAAAAACGCUAUUUCUCAGGCCUACAAACUCCCGCUGCUCCAAGGCAAGGGCACUUUUGCCACCAGUACAACAGAUGCCAACGUGUUUUUCACGAGGAUUACCUCCGACGAGGUCUCAGUCGUUGCAUCAGUAUCCGAUGGAGUUCUUGGAAAAUGGGCAGUCAAUGGUUCUCCAUCUCUCGCUGGCGCCUACCCUGUGCACGGCGUAGCUGAAGUGGUUGUCAAAGGCAACUCUGCAUCCGCUAUUCGAUCUGCGGCACUCUUUUCUAACGGUCAGUGGGCGCUUAUUCGAAACAGCGAAAUCGCGUGGAACCGGCCCGAGUUCCUAUCUGGCACUGUCUCGGCUGUCUGGGCGCAGCUUCCGGAAGAAGAGUCUCUGGCUCAGCAGCUCGAAGAAGAGCAUCACCAGGACGUCAUCAGCGCAUAUAUCCAUCGUGUGCAGAGGCAUCUGCGUGAUCUAGAACAUUUUCCGGCCUGGCUGCAGAACCUGCCAAACAGGAUCCUGGGCAGCGUCACUGACCAAUCAGGCAGCAGCACGAUCGAAGAGAUUCAGCACGAUACUUUCGGCUUCCACAAGCUGGUCAUUUCCGCCACCGAGAGGGGGCGCUUGUCUGCGCUCGAUGUGGGUUCUCAAGGCAAGAUUGUGUGGAGUAUCGACCUCCACCAAUUCGCACCAGGUGCUGUCAUUACACGCCCAUCAUUAAAAGCGUUCCGUGGCUUUGUUGAAGUCAAAGAUCCUGGCUUGACUAGCCCAUUGUUCAUCAACUCGACUACCGGUAGUCAGGUAUCUUUGGAACAUGCGCACAACCAGUGGCUUCCAAACUUGGAUCAGGAGACACUCGUGACUUACAAGCUUUCGGAAGGCGAGCUUCAAGGUUUUCUAGGUACCGAAUCUACUGCGCAAGCUGUGUGGACUUUCACGCCUCCUCCAGGAGAGAAGAUUGUUCGUUACACUGCCCGGCCAGCAAAAGACCCCGUGGCAUCUAUCGGUAAAGUCUUGGGAGACCGCAGGGUUCUCUACAAGUACUUGAACCCGAACCUAGUCCUUGUUACAGCUGUUGCCGAGGCCGGACGUCGGGCUUCGGUUUACCUUGUAGAUUCCGCCUCUGGACAGUUGCUUCAUACGGCUUCGCACUACGGUGUAGACGUCUCUCGAUCCAUCCCUUCGACCUUCUCCGAGAACUGGUUCAGCUAUUCCCUUACUCUGGACUCUACUUCCAAGGCAUCGCGUGGCUAUCAGCUCGUCGUUUCUGAGCUCUUUGAGUCUCCUCUACCCGACGAUAGGGGACCACUCGGAGACUCUGCCAACUCCUCCACAGUCCUGCCAAUGGGUGAGGCUGCGAAGCCCCAUGUUAUCUCGCAGAGUUUCCAGAUUCCAGAAGAAAUUUCUCAUAUGACUGUCACACAGACACGGCAGGGCAUCACUAGCCGCGAGUUGAUCGUUACCCUGCCAUCUUCGAACUCAAUUGUAGGUAUUCCUCGCGGAGUGAUCGAUCCCAGACGUCCCGUUGGCCGCGACGCUACUGCUCAAGAGCAGUCAGAAGGUCUCGUCAAGUAUGCGCCCAUGGUCUUGUUCGAUCCCAAGUGGCACUUGAACCACAAAUACGAGGUUGCCGGCAUAAAAGACGUCAUCACUAGCGAGAGCGGCCUUGAGAGUACCAGUUUAGUAUUCGCUUACGGAAAAGAUAUCUUUGGGACGAGAGUCGCGCCGUCCUUCACUUUCGACGUUCUGGGCAAGGGUUUCAACAAAGUGCAGAUGUUGCUCACUGUCGCGGCGCUGUUCGUUGGAGUGUUGUUUGUAGCACCGCUAGUUCGGAGAAAGCAGAUUAACUCUUUGUGGACCGUACCACAGUGAGUGGUUGGAGGGAAAUAAGUCAGAUCUAGAAGACAAGUGCAAGACAUGUAUGAUGCGCUCGAGGUGGACAUCUACAAAUGAUGCAGUGUCCACCCAAAGGAUACCCAUGGGGAGUGCGAGGUCGCAGGAAGGCAAGCGCUCGCGGAUGAGGCGGAAGCUACAAGUGGGAAAACACCAGGUAUAUACGUAGCGUAAAUGUAUAUGCUGUCGAAUCUACGCCAUUUUGAUGCCG
Paraphaeosphaeria sporulosa is the source of this 3049-nucleotide messenger RNA. Its product is annotated as DUF1620-domain-containing protein. NCBI's taxonomy places the organism in Eukaryota, Fungi, Ascomycota, Dothideomycetes, Pleosporales, Didymosphaeriaceae. The record is from RefSeq and is a predicted model, not a curated record. Gene Ontology annotation, molecular function: protein binding. The transcript has 3 exons. Gene Ontology annotation, cellular component: EMC complex. Gene Ontology annotation, biological process: protein folding in endoplasmic reticulum. Bases 16 to 2817 code for a protein of 933 amino acids.